Candidula unifasciata is the source of this 558-nucleotide messenger RNA. Lineage: Eukaryota; Metazoa; Mollusca; Gastropoda; Stylommatophora; Geomitridae. The record is from the annotation of a GenBank genome assembly.
GUUGCAGAGCGGAUAAUUGCACCACCAAAAUCUGAGUACAGAUGCCGUUUAUCCAUCAUGUGCCAGUAUUUGUGUGACGUAAAGUUGAAGUUUACGAUACCAGGAAAAGCAUUUGUUCCACCCCCGGAAGUUGAUGUCGGUGUUGUCAAGUUUGUGCCAUUGAAAGAACCACGAAUAAGGCAACCAUUCCCAUUGGUUGAGAAAGUCAGCCGUCAUCUUUUCCAUUUACCAAACAAAUUUAUCAUAAAAUCAGUUAGGACCCUGUUUCCAUUAGAGAGAGAAGAUCUUUGUUGUGAAUUAAUGGAACUGUGCCAACUCAAGCCUGAGAUGCCAGCAUAUGAACUAUCUGUUGAAGAUGUUGGGAAACUGUGUGAUGCUUAUGCUAGAAUAGUGGAAAGAGAACCUGAUAUUUUGACUUAUGACUUCAGAACUAAGACUAAUGCAAAGAUAAGGAAGAACAAAGAUUAUAUCAUUAGUGCCUUUGAAAAUAAGAUUUUAAACGGUGACCUGGAUACAGAACAGUUCUCUACAGAAUCCAGUGUGAACACUCAGAAUUAA